Zea mays is the source of this 927-nucleotide messenger RNA. RefSeq lists its product as uncharacterized. Gene Ontology annotation, molecular function: 3'-5' exonuclease activity; nucleic acid binding. The transcript has a single exon. Gene Ontology annotation, biological process: nucleobase-containing compound metabolic process. Bases 109 to 711 code for a protein of 200 amino acids. Gene Ontology annotation, cellular component: nucleus; cytoplasm. The record is from RefSeq and is marked validated. NCBI's taxonomy places the organism in Eukaryota, Viridiplantae, Streptophyta, Magnoliopsida, Poales, Poaceae.
ACUCCUGCGAAAAAAAAACUGUGCGGAAACGAAAUAAAAGCAGGAGAGAGCAUCUUGUGUCGUCUGCGCAAGAGAGAAAGAACACUCGGGGUUAGGAGAUCUGACUCAAUGGCCGCGACCAAGGUGUGCAACGUUAGGUUCGAGGGCAACGUGAUCACCACCACCGUGACGGCCUCCGGCGCGGCCGUGGAGAGCUGGCUCGACGAGAUCCUCUCCGUCCACCGCCGCCGCCUGCACAAGCUCGUCGUCGGGCUGGACGUCGAGUGGCGCCCCAGCUUCAGCCGCGCCUACAGCAAAACAGCCAUCCUCCAGCUGUGCGUCGGGCGCCGCUGCCUCAUCUUCCAGCUUCUCCACGCCGACUAUGUCCCCAACACGCUGGAUGAGUUCCUCAGCGACCCCGACUACACAUUCGUCGGCGUGGGCGUGGCUGCGGACGUCGAGCGGCUCGAGAACGACUACGACCUGGAGGUGGCGAACGCGGAGGACCUGGCCGAACUCGCGGCGAAGGAGAUGGGGCACCCGGACCUCCGCAACGCGGGCCUGCAGGGCAUCGCGAGAGUCGUCAUGGACGCCCACGUCGAGAAGCCGCAGUGGGUGAGGACGGGCCCCUGGGACGCGUCAUCCCUCUCCGACGAGCAGAUCGAGUACGCCACCAUCGACGCUUUUGUCUCUUUCGAGGUUGGCCGGAUGCUGCUCAGCGGCUACUAUUGAUCGAUCGAGCCGUUAAUGCAGGCGGCCGCCGAGAGUUCCGCGUUCUUGAAGUGCUUUUGAUUCGUCAUGCAUGUCCUAGUAGAUUGCUCCCUAGCGCAUUAGAUGCUCUCUCUUAAUCGGUAAAAGCAGGUUUUAGGGGUUUCGGCCCUCCUGGGAUGGAAGAAAAUAAUCAACCAGAGUACCAGACAAUACAAUCGUGGUGGAUUCGUGGAUUAA